This is a messenger RNA of Fukomys damarensis (Damara mole-rat), 2110 nucleotides long. It is a transcript of the gene Cd300lg, whose product is annotated as CD300 molecule like family member g. The transcript has 9 exons. Gene Ontology annotation, cellular component: plasma membrane. Gene Ontology annotation, molecular function: transmembrane signaling receptor activity. Lineage: Eukaryota; Metazoa; Chordata; Mammalia; Rodentia; Bathyergidae. Bases 1 to 1260 code for a protein of 419 amino acids. The record is from RefSeq and is a predicted model, not a curated record.
AUGAACCUGCGCCUGUCCCGGACUCAGGGGACCCUGCUGCCCUCCACAGACCCGGAUGGGAGGGUGCCGCGCCUCCCUUGCUCCCGCGCGGAGCCUCCGGCCCUGACCCGGCCUCACCCUCGGGUUUCAGCGUCCGCCGCCCUGACCUGCCCGGAGGAGGAGAGCGCGUUCGAGGGCGACACGGUGACCCUGCGGUGCACCUACGAGGGGGCGCUCAGGACGCGCCCCAAGUACUGGUGCAGGGAGGUCGGCGUCUUCAUCUCCCGCUGCGCCAACAAGAUCUUCUCCGGAGAGGACGGCCAGGAGGUCAGGCAGGGCCGCGCGUCCAUCCUGGACCGCCCGGGAGAGCUGGCGCUCGUGGUGACCCUCAGGGGCCUCACGCUGCAGGACUCGGGGAAGUACUGGUGCGGGGCCCAGAAGCUGGGCCCGGACGACGCCUGCCUGGUCGCCCUGGCCGUCCUCCCAGGGAGCUCCCGCCCAGCCGUGCUGCCUGACUCCUCCACAGCAGGGGACCCUGGUCCUGUCUCCAGCAGCCACAGUUCCGUGCCCAGGUGCAGCCACCCCAGCUCAGUGGCAUUUUCCUGCCCUGGUUGCAUCAGUGCAACAACCUCCAAACACCAUUCCCUUCCCAGCUGCAGUCCCAACAAGGAGGAAGCGUUCAGGCUGCUCACUGGGGUUCAGGAGGCUGCGAAUGGGGCCCGGCUGCUGGCCCCCAUCCUGGUGAUCCUGUCCCUGCUGCUGGCCGCAGGUCUCAUCGCCCUGGGUGCCCACGUGCUCCAGGGGCGGAGGCCAGGGAGCCGAAAGGAAAGCAGAGUGUCCUCUGACUGCUGGAUUGGAAUCUGCAUUUUAAGAAAGUGUGUGAGGGUCGGUCCUGUUGUGACCUCGGCUUUUUGUUCUUGCAACAAAUUCCUGUUAAUCAAUGGCUUCAGGGGUCCCCCUGGCUUGAGGUGCGGGAAGCUCCAGCCCUGUCCCUCUGGCCAGAGCAGAGCCUCACCUGGGCAGCUGUCCCUGUUCCUGCUUCCUUCAGGGACCCAAAGCCCCACAAGCUCUUUGGGCCGAGGACACACAGCGGGGCAAGAAGCUGUACUUCCCGGCCGCGCCACUGGAAGCCAGCUGGGUCCCCAAGGACACUGUGGUCAGCCUUGCCAGACACCCCAACCCCCUCACCAGCUCCUCCCUGGGCUCCACCAUGGAAAUCUGCUACCUGAACCAGGCCAGAGGGGAGGAGGAAGCCCUUUCGCAGGCCCCCGAAGCAGCUGAAACCCCAGUGCAGUGCAGAAUGUCAGAGGAGCCAGACCUGGCCGAGUUCAUCGCGGUGUAGCUGGGGACCCCGCCAGCUGGCCUCACUCCAGUGCUUCUGAUCCCACCGCUGCCCUCCCCAGGCUCCCAGCACCUCCACACUGAGUGACAUCCCCAGCUCUUGUUAUUAUGAGACAGGAUCUCACUAAAUUGCUAAGUUGCCCAGGCCGGGCCUGAACUUAGAUCCUCCCGCCUCAGCCUCCCAGAAUGCUGGGAUUAUGCCCAGCACCCAGACUCCAUGUGACCGAGAGGAGAGUAGGACUGGGCUGUGCACCCUCACUGGGUCAGGCAGUCUCCCCUCCAAGAAACCCACGCUGGGACCCCCACUCUCCUCCCAGCACCUCCGACCUGGUGCUGGCUGAGCCCACUUCUGUCCAGAAUGAGGCUGUGAACCUCACGCCCCACUCUGGGGGACACCAGGCCCCAUCAGAACCCUGAUCGUUUUGAGGGUGGGCCAGGACUCUGUCUAAUGAGUGUCUGGGGACUUCCCGGGGUGAGGCCCCUGGGUCAGAUGAACCCUCGGACGCCAGCUUGUGGGGUCCACACUGGGCUGCGGAUCCCUGCUCCGCCCCUGCGCCCUGACCGUGGGUGCAGGAAGCACAGCUCCUUCCUGCCCGGAGAGGCCUCAUGUGCCUGGGUCCUGGGUUGGGGCCCGGGUCCUCUGCUCGGCCCCAUCUCCCCUUCUCCAGGCUGAAGUCCUGGCACCCACGCGCCUCUCCUGCCCAGUGCUGGCAAUGUGAGCUCCCUCCUCCACCCACAAGCCCCUGGAAUAAAGUGCUUGCCCGCCGCCCGUGGAGUUACUGAAUUAGUU